Girardinichthys multiradiatus is the source of this 4843-nucleotide messenger RNA. RefSeq names its product serine/threonine-protein kinase NLK2-like. Gene Ontology annotation, cellular component: nucleus; cytoplasm. Lineage: Eukaryota; Metazoa; Chordata; Actinopteri; Cyprinodontiformes; Goodeidae. The record is from RefSeq and is a predicted model, not a curated record. Bases 424 to 1851 code for a protein of 475 amino acids. The transcript has 12 exons. Gene Ontology annotation, biological process: intracellular signal transduction; protein phosphorylation. Gene Ontology annotation, molecular function: ATP binding; MAP kinase activity.
CCUCCUCUUCCUCCUCCUCCUCUUCCUCCUCAUAGCAGCUAACCAGCUAGCUGUAGCUGACGCUGGAAAAACAGCCCGAACUCCGGCAGGUUUGAAGGGAACACUGAGCUCCCGCUGGAAGAGUCUUUCUCCUCGGUAAACCCUGAGCCUCCUCCAGGGCUCUGAAGGAGUCGCCAUGAUGGACAGUUAGCAGCGGGGUUAGCUGCAGUUAGCUCCGGGAGAACUGGAGCCUCUUACGCCGCUCUUCAGCUCUCAAAGGUCGGAUUAACUGUCAUGUCAUCAGCCGUUCACAGCAGCCAGAAAGCUGAUGGGUCAUGCUGAGUGAGCAGCGCCGGUUCCUCCUCUGUGCCUGAGUGGGACCAGCAGCAGCAGCUUGGUACCGUUCCCAUUCCCUGGACUGCUUGUGGGUUCGGUGAGAGGAGGAUGGCCUUCCACGGUGCUGGGCGGCAGACUGUCUGUGGAGAUUUGUUUCCAGGCUCUGAGCUGGGCCACAAGUUCUUCUGUGUUGGGUCAUCCUGCGGCGCACCCUCCACGGGCCUCAGCGCCACACCAUGCCUGACUGGACCCAGCGCUCCGGCCGGGACCCCCCGACACCCUACGGCUCUGGGAGGGAGCGCCGGCGGCGGAGCGGCAGUUCCUCAGCCUUACAGUAACCCGGCCAGCGAGGUCCCGAGCCCUGCAGAGAUGGAGCCGGACCGACCCAUCGGAUACGGAGCGUUUGGAGUUGUUUGGUCCGUGACCGAUCCUCGGGACGGUCGGAAAGUGGCUCUGAAGAAGAUGCCCAAUGUCUUCCAGAACCUGGUCUCCUGUAAGAGGGUCUUCAGAGAGCUGAGGAUGCUGUGUUUCUUCAAACAUGACAACGUUCUGUCAGCUCUGGAUAUUUUACAGCCUCCGCAGAUCGACUGCUUCGAGGAGAUCUACGUGAUCACGGAACUGAUGCAGAGCGACCUCCACAAGGUGAUCGUGUCUCCUCAGCCUCUCACCACGGACCACAUCAAGGUCUUCCUGUACCAGAUCCUCCGAGGCUUGAAGUACCUGCACUCUGCUGGGAUUCUGCACCGAGACAUCAAACCUGGAAACCUGCUGGUCAACAGCAACUGUCUGCUGAAGAUCUGUGACUUUGGCCUGGCCCGCGUAGAAGAGCCUGACCCGUCGCGUCACAUGACCCAGGAGGUGGUGACUCAGUACUACAGGGCUCCAGAGGUGCUGAUGGGCUGCCGGCACUACGGCUCGGCCAUUGACGUCUGGUCGGUGGGCUGCAUCUUCGCUGAGCUGCUGGGCCGGCGGAUCCUGUUCCAGGCUCAGAGCCCCAUCCAGCAGCUGGAUCUAAUCACGGAUCUCCUUGGAACGCCGCCUCUGUCCGCCCUGGCUUCAGCCUGUGAGGGGGCCCGAGCACACAUCCUCAGGGGCCCCCACAAAGCGCCGUCGCUCUCGGUGCUCUACAUGCUGUCGGACGGAGCCACGCAUGAAGCCGUGCACCUUCUCUGCCGCAUGUUGGUCUUUGACCCGGCCAAGAGGAUCUCAGGCAGCGACGCCCUGUCACAUCCGUACCUGGACGAAGGCCGCCUGCGGUACCACACCUGCAUGUGCCAGUGCUGCUACUCCGUCCCCAGUGGGCGGGUUUACACCCGGGACUUUGAGCCGGUCGCUGAGCGGCCGUUCAGCCACAGCUACGAGAACAGUCUGCUGUCUGUGUGGCAGGGAAAAGAGUUGAUCCAUCGCUUCAUCACGGAGCACCAGCAGGGCAAACGGGUUCCUCUGUGCAUCAACCCUCAGAGCGCCGCCUUCAAGACCUUCAUCAGAUCGACCGCGUGGCAUUCCUCCAAGGUGUCCAGGAAGGAGGAGAGAUGAACGCUCCUCCUCUUCAUCAUCAGGAGGAGCAGCAGGAGUCUGACAGGGUUUGGGUCCUUUCUUUCUCCUCGUCUUCAUCCUGAUGGGAAAACCGGUGAACCUUCCUGACUGAACCAGACCGACCUCAUGUUGUUGUUUUUAUUUUGGUUCUCCUGCCACGUUCCCCGAACAUGAAACCUGAUCCACCCAGACACACUCCUCAGUAAAGACCAAAUGCUGCUGAUGUUCUUUAGGAGGAACUGGGAGGGACUUGGAUCUCGUUUGAUGAAGUCAUUCCCGCCCGGUCCGAAGCCCUCUUCACGCUCCCCACACAUGGCCACGCCCUCUUCCUGUUAAGCUCCCGAACUCAUCACUCACUGUGUUCUCGUCUCGCGGCGUUGCCGUGGCGAUCGUGAUGCAACCUCACCAGAUGUAGCAGGUCUAAUCAACACUUCCUGGUUCUGUUUGUGGUUGGGUGCUUUCCGAUCCUGAUCCCAGAUCAUCGUCUGAUUUACCUUCAGGGUGAAGAUGCUACGAUCAGGAUGUUCAGCAGCAUUUGUUUCCCUCAGACUUGCUGGUGUUUUUAUUCCUGGCCUCGUCUCUAAGACACCAACUCCGUGUUUUUCGUUUCUUUGUGGUUCAGUUACCUCAAAACUUCCCAGAAACGUUCUAGCAUUACUAGAACCGAGGAUGGCCACAGAACCACAGACAGUUUCACACCUGACAUGAAAGCAUCUCGUCGUUCCUCCCAGUUUUACCUCGUUCUUCGUCUCCGACCCGGAUCUAGGAGCAGGAUUCACUUGGAGAAAUGCUGCUGCUGUUCUGGUUCAGGUGGCCUAUUGUAGAUGAACCGUAGAAACCCAAACUGUGGCGCUCCGGUUUCCAUCUUAGUUUGGAUUAACAGGAUCCAUCUGCAUCUGGAUAUAUUUACAAACGGGUCUCAGAAUCUGGUCCAGCAGCUGAUUGUUCCUCCAGCCGUGUUUCCACAUCUGUCAGAUGAUUUCACUGGGAUCCAACAGAAUAUCAGAGCAGAAUCUGCUAGGUUUUUUUUAGCUCACAGCUGUUCUGACCAGACGGACCUUCAUUAGCCAGAAGUUGGGCUGUUUUGUACAUUCAGCAGCCACUCACAGUGAGGUCAGAGGUCAGAGUUGUUUUCUUCGUUUAAUUCUAUGAAUAAAAUCAGCAAAAAGAGCCAAAAUGAAGGAUUUCAUGAUUCAAAGUUAGUGUUUUCCAAACGGUACCUGAGAUGUUCUGUGAGCUAAGGUUUCCCAGAUAGAAGCUGUAGGUUCUGUCCAGAUAAAAACUCUGCUGCGGGGUUCUGUCUUCUGGGUUUCAUUCUGGAAGACUGCUGGAGAUCCAGAGAAGGAUCGGCCGCCUACGCUGCAGCUCAGAGGGGGAAACAGCACCAGGCCCAAAUGACUCCAUUGUUCCUGAACCUUCUGUACACACACACUUAGGAGUCCAGAACCCGUCUGUAUUCUGUCGUAACAAAACUCCUCUGAAAGGGCCAAGUGCAUUUCAAAUCUCAGAACCUUUAAGCUCGGAUCAUUCUUGAUAAAGUGUAUCCUGAUCCAGUUUGUGUUUCCGACAGAAUCUCUUUGCAGAUGUAGAUCUAGAACCCACUUUUGUUCAUAAAGCAGGAGAUGUUCCUGAAUGAAAUGAAAGAACCAAGGUUUCUGGACAAGCGGGAAGUUGGUUUUCCUGACCUUUAACCCCUGCAGUCGGGUCGAACGCUGCGCUGUGCUCCGUCUGCAGCUCUGUUGGUGCUGCCAGGAGCGUUCUUCCCAAACUCUGCAGGGAAACGGGUCAAACGCUCCUGUGGAAGCUUAAACAAUCAGGAUGUUAAAUGAUGCGACCUUGGUGGGAGAAUAGAAUCCGAUUGGUGCCAGAGUUCUUCGAAACGGGUCAGAGGUGCAGGGUGUUGGGUCACGUGUGUUAAUCCUGGUCAGGAAUGUUGGAAACACGGCUCCCUGGAAGAAUCUGCAGAAUCAGCUGCUGGGAAGAUCCGAGGUCCCAGGAAUAAUUCAGGAUCAGGUUCCCUCUAAAUGAAAACCUCCGGGUCGGCACCAGGACCCUCCUGUAUAUGUGCAUGUGUAUAUUUAUUCCCCGUGGAAAGCGUGUGGGUGUGGAUGCUGUGCAAUGCUCCGGUUUAUGGACAGAACCAUUAACUUCGUGCUUCUUUUAUUUAAUUCCUCUUAGCAGGUGCUUUAUUAGGAGCUUUGUUGUGAUUCAUUAGAUUCUGUUUCUUCUUCUUCUGGAGUCGAGGGAACGUCCAACCGUUCCCUAAAACCUUCUGCAGCGUUCAGGUUUCUGUAGGAUCGUUUAGUUGUGGAAAAAUACUAAACUUUGCUGCGUUUCAGUUACAUUUCUGACCUUAAAUCACACAACGAGUCUCUGAGGUGGCUUCAUAUCUGGUCAGAUCUUCUUCUCAGAUCAUGUUGAGUCUCAGAAAACCUUCCGGUUUGCAUCUAAUCAGGUUCCUGCAGAUGUUUCAGAGAUCAGUUCAUAAGAAAGCAGCUGGAAAAUGCUUGGACCUGAAGGGAAAAAUGGAGUAAAGAGCAAUAAGACUUUAUCUCCACUAGCUGACCCGUCGGCCCAGUUCCAGGGGGAUCCGGUUCCUGUAACCUAUUAAAAUGAUUACAUUAUAACUGGGGGAACUGCAAGAAUCUCAGUGGUUCAGUUUGACCCAGAGCAUGAACCCAUCUGAGGUACUAGUUUGUCAUUUGAGUUGCAGAUGUGUUUUGGACUCGUCGUUAGUGAGACCCUUCCAGGUUAGAACCUGUGUUCCCGGCACUGUUCUGAGAUCAGCCGACGUAGAUUUAGACACUUUCCUUCUGAUUAUUAAAACUUGAUGUUUAUUAAUCUCGAUAUAAAACGAUGUUUCUGUCUUUGUUUUAGCUGAAAGCUUCUGUUUUUAUUUUUGACUUGUUCCCGACAGAUACUUGAAUUUCUUAACCUGUUUAGAGUAAAGUAGUGGAUGAUGGUGAAUAAAUAAAUGGACACUGGAUCUGGU